This is a messenger RNA of Plasmodium fragile, 1749 nucleotides long. RefSeq lists its product as uncharacterized. Bases 1 to 1749 code for a protein of 582 amino acids. The transcript has a single exon. Lineage: Eukaryota; Apicomplexa; Aconoidasida; Haemosporida; Plasmodiidae. Gene Ontology annotation, cellular component: Golgi apparatus; cortical endoplasmic reticulum. Gene Ontology annotation, biological process: regulation of plasma membrane sterol distribution; sterol metabolic process; sphingolipid metabolic process. The record is from RefSeq and is a predicted model, not a curated record.
AUGAUUUGCAUCAAAUGCGGGAGGUGCAACUCCAGUCUGUACACUGUGUACAAUAAGACGAACAUAAAGUUGAACGAAUGUAACCGGUGCAGAAACAUAUGUGAUGAAUACAUGGAGAAAAACACGUUCCUAAUUUUUAUAAAUAUUUUAUUCCUCAAGCCCCAAGUGUAUAGACACAUCAUAUUUAAUCGACUCAAGUAUCAUGACAAAUUUAUUCACGUUUUUUUCCUCAAAAUGAUAAUUUUGUUUUUAAUAAUAAAUGCCUACUUACACCCGAACUUUGAAAAUGACCAUAAGGAAGGAGGAACCUUCUCCGAUUUCUUUCUUAAGAAUAGUACCUUCGGGGACAGCACGCAAAGGAAUUAUCCUAAUCAGUACAACUGCUCCUCCUACACUCUUUUUAUGUACAAAUAUGAUGAUAAGCACAAGCUGUAUGGGCUGUAUAACAUUUUUAAUCAAUCGAACGUUCCCAAUUUAGUGAAUAUACACAAGAACAAGUUCCUGACUUGCAUUUUCCACAACCGAUUUAGGGACCACAAUAUGUGUAUCCUCAACCGGAAGUACGAACAUACGGAGGAUUAUGACAAGCACCUGAUUGAUUUAUUUCUUCACAACAAGGAGAAUUAUAGGAGGGAGCACGUGCAGCAGAGUACUUGGAAUGCGCAACUUGGUAUGGGGGAUACACUUCUGCAUGGGAAGUCCACCUCGGACACCCUCAACUGGACAAAACUACACCCAUUUCGUGACGCCACAACAUGGCUAUCGCAGCUCAUACAGGGGAGCGUAAAGUACAAAUCCAUUUUCAAACUAAAAAAAAAUCAUCAACUGUUGAGGAACGACAUUGUUACUCUGAAAAACGCGGAAGAACGCAACAGCCUCUUCCAAAUUAUAAACGUCCUCGUCUAUUACCACAUUGAUGAAUACAAAUUAGUUCUGGAGACGAGAGAGAAGGAAGCGUACAAUAUUCAUUACCUUUUCAAAAUUUUGCGCAGCAUAUUUUUUUACCAAAAAGGGAGUGAAACGAAGAAUUACUUCAAAAGUGAGACAAACUCAUUUGUAAAGAAACCCUCCACAAGGGAUGUUUGUCCAGACACGACAAAAGAAUUUUUUUUUUCACAAAAUCAUUGCUACGAUUGUGACCUUCAUGGUGAUAGGUAUGAAUAUGUGCACAGAUCGGGAGACGAACUUAACAGCUUGUGCAGAAAUAUUUUCAAAAAUAUCGAUUUUACUUUUCACAAAAAUGUGGACGAAAUAACAAAAAAGCAAAAUCAAAAGAAACAUAAAUUUAAAAUUAAACAAAUCAGCAUGUACUCCAAACUUUUAUUUUCCGAUUUGGACAAUGAAAAAUAUAUUUUGAAAAUAUGUAACUCUUCGUUUUCCUUUAAAAAAUUAAAAUCAAUGACCAUUAAUUAUAUGGUCUAUUUUCUUUUUUUGUGCAUUUUUACAUAUAUUCUCAAGCUAUAUCAGGAAAAAAAAUAUAAAAUUAAAAUAACCAUGGUAAAGUACAACUACCUCUUUAUGCUGUUUGUCCUCAGCAACUACCCCCUCGUCAUUUACUUCAUCCUCAAGGUAUUCAAUUAUAAUUAUAUUAAUAUAUACCUACAUGUAUACACCAUUAUAUGUAACACAAUCGCUUAUCAUAUAUUCAUUUCCAAUGACGGAAAUUAUAUUUGCUACUCCAUAUUUUCUGUGCUGGCCAGUUACCUGCUCAAGAAUUUCCUCAUGAUUAAAAUAGGGCAUUACAUUUAG